Molecule: messenger RNA, 3156 nt
Organism: Cydia strobilella
Lineage: Eukaryota; Metazoa; Arthropoda; Insecta; Lepidoptera; Tortricidae
Product: zinc finger protein 431-like
Exons: 4
Coding region: 318-2834 (838 amino acids)
Biological process (GO): regulation of transcription by RNA polymerase II
Molecular function (GO): RNA polymerase II cis-regulatory region sequence-specific DNA binding; DNA-binding transcription factor activity
Source: RefSeq, a predicted model, not a curated record
UCCGAAACAUGUCGCGCGAGUGACUAAAACAAGUGAGUCUAAACCGUAAAAUGAUUUAAAGCACAAUACUAAUCAUAAAUACCUCUCCCUUAAUUUAAUGUUCUGAAAGCGUCUAUUUGCGUGACGAUAUAUAGGACAGACUAGGGGAGGCCUUUGCCAAAGGGCAGACUGACAAUGAAAACGUCCCGGAUGUCAGAAACACAAAUUAGAAUAAGUGAAACAUAUAUAUAUAUAAAGAUGUUUUUUUAUUGUAAAAAAAAUAAGUCAGUAAUAAAGGCUUUUUAUUUAUUUAUAUAUAGGACAGUUGAUAGUUGACGAUGGAGUCAACGUUGCAAGACACGGAGGAAGUUUUCGUGAAGGCUGAACCCACUGAGGAGUAUGUACAAGACGGGCCCUUGUGCGAUGUGUCUAUUAAAACUGAGCCGUCGUGUGUAAAGGACGAGCCAUUUUUCGAGAGAGUGUCUUUUGAAAUGGAGUUGAAAGAUGUGUGUGUAAAACGGGAGCCCUCAAAGACAGAUGAAGCGGCGGCGGAGGGACUGUAUGCCGGGCAUCUCGAGAAUAAUGAGCUGGUACUUGAUCCUGUGCGCGGUCCCGAGCCAGCGGUGGAGAAGCACAUCGUUGCUUCCCAAGGGCAAUCUCUAAAGAAAAAAUCAAGUGGAAAACCAAAAAAGUUGAAAUGUGAUGAGAAAUCUAGUAAAAAAAAAACUUUAGGAGUCCAAAAAAGGCAUCGCACUGUAGAGAAAUUAAAAUGUGAACGAAUUUAUGCUGGUAUAGGCAAAAGUAAUUUACUACAUGAUGUGAAACUUUAUAAGUGUAACCAAUGUAGUUUUGCCUGUACCCAACAAGAUGAUUUGCUAAAACAUAAAAUUGUACACACCGUCAACCCUCAAAAGAAUUUGCAAGUGCUUGAAAAGGAAAGGAAAUAUGCUAAAGAAAGGGUAUACAAAUGCAGUUAUUGCAGUGAUGCUUUCAUAGAAGAAGCAAGUUUGCAAAGACAUGAACGGAAACACACUGGUGAAAAGCCCUUCAAAUGCGACCAAUGCAGCUAUGCUGGUACACAGUUAAGCUUUUUACUACGCCACAAAGCUUCACAUAGCAAUGUAGUCAAACCUUAUCAAUGUAGCCAAUGUGACUUUGCUUGUGGCAAAAAAGAUGAUCUAUUAAAUCAUAAAGUAAUACACACUGAUGACCAACCUUUUAAGUGUGGGGAAUGUAGUUUUGUUACCAACAGUAAUAGGAAUUUGCAACUGCACCAAGCGACUCACACUGGUGCGGAGACUUACAAAUGUAGCACAUGCGAUUUUACUACUUUAAGGAAAUAUAACCUAAUAAUACAUGAAGCGAGACAUGCUGACAAACGUUACAAAUGUGAAAAAUGUAGUUUUGGUUGUGAUCAUCAGUUUGAACUAAAAAAACAUGAAAGGAUACACACUGAUGAGAAGCUUAAUGAGCAUAUCCAGGAUACUAAUGCUCGAGACAGUUUAAGCGACCAUCCAUCAACACAGGAAGGGCAAUCUCCAAAGAAGAAAUCAAAUGGAAAACCAAAAAUCUUUAAAUGUGCUAACUGUGAAUAUGAAACUGUAAAUCUGGUCUGCUUAGUAAGUCACGCAAAGAAACAUUGUGAUGAGAAAUCUACCAACAAAAGUACUUUAGGAGUCCAAAAAAGGCAUCGCACUGUGGAGACAUUCAAAUGUGGACGAAUUUAUGCUGGUACAAGCAAAAGUAAUUUACUACAUGAUGUAAAACUUUAUAAAUGUAACCAAUGUAGUUUUGCCUGUACCCAACAAGAUGAUUUGCUAAAACAUAAAUUAGUACACACCGUCAAACCUGGCAACCCUCAAAAGAAUUUGCAAGAGCUUGAAAAGAACGAUACUAGGGAAAAGACAUACAAAUGCAGCUAUUGCAGUGAUGCUUUCUUAGAGGAAGUUAGUUGGCUUGUACACGAACGGAAACACACUGGUGAAAAACCCUUCAAAUGCGACCAAUGUAGCUAUGCCGGUACACAAAUAAACUUCUUAAAACUCCACAAAGCUUCACAUAUCAAUGUAAAACCUUAUAAGUGUAGCCAAUGUAACUUCGCUUGUGCUAAUAAAGAUGAUCUAAUAAAUCAUAAUAAAGUAAUACAUAACAAAGACCAACCUUUUAAGUGUGGGGAAUGUAAUUUUGUUACCAGCAAUAAUAAGAAUAUGCAACUGCAUCAAGCCACCCACACUGGUGAGGACAUUUACAAAUGUACCACAUGCGAUUAUACUACUUUAAGGAAAAAUAACUUAACACAACAUGAAGCGAGGCACGCUGUCAAACGUUUCAAAUGCGGCCAAUGUAGCUAUGCCAGUACGAAAAUAAACUUUUUAAAACUCCACGAAGCUUCACAUAUCAAUGUAAAACCUUAUAAGUGUAGCCAAUGUAACUUCGCUUGUGCUAAUAAAGAUGAUCUAAUAAAUCAUAAUAAAGUAAUACAUAACAGAGACCAACCUUUUAAGUGUGAGGAAUGUAAUUUUGUUACCAGCAAUAAUAAGAAUUUUCAACUACAUCAAGCGACACACACUGGUGAGGAAAUUUAUAAUUGUAGCACAUGCGAUUAUACAACUUUAAGAAAACAUAACCUGAGACAACAUGAAGUGAGACAUGCUGCCGAACGUUUCAAAUGUGAAAAAUGUAGUUUUACUUGUAUGCAUCAGUUUCAACUUCAAAACCAUGAAAGGAUACAUGAUGAGAAGCUUAACGAGCAUAUCCAGGAGACUCAUACCGGAGACAGUUUAAGCAACCAUCUAUCAACACAGGAAGAUUCGGCAGCCGGCGCCACCACUAGAUCUAGUGCAACAAAUAAUUAAUUCUUAAUGUUGUUUGGGUUCCGUACCCAAGGGGUAAAAACGGGACCCUAUUGACCCGUCUGUCUGUCACCAGGCUGUAUCUCAUGAACUGUGAUAGCUAGACAGUUGAAAUUUUCACAGAUGAUGUAUGAAAAAAAAUAUCAAAAAAGUUUAUUGUGCAAAUUUGAGUAUACAAUAAAUCACGGCCCUGUGUCCUGAGCUAGGAAACCCUGUGUCUGUGUUGUGUGUGUGUGUGUGUGUAUGCCGCUAUAACAACAAAUACUAAAAAGUACGGAACCCUCAGUGGGCGAGUCCAACUCGCACUUGUCCGUUUUUUUUUUAA